AUGUCAUGCAAAAGUGGAUCGUCUGGUACGAGCUCGGCGAAGUCGAAAUAUUCAAAAACAGGUAGGGGUGUGAGCCCAACACCUAGUGUCGCACUACGUAAGAAAGUAUUAAUUCAAAAUGCAGCUACUUCUGGAAGAGCGGCUGAGGAAGAGCUAGACAAUAAAGGUCCUGGAAUUGGUGAGCCAGGGUAUGGUUCGGACAGCAUCGCUCCAUCUAAAUGUAGCUAUGUGGAAAUUGAUGACAUUGUCAAGCCAACAGUACCAACGCCACAGGACUUAGAUUCAGAAGGUGGCAGUUCAAUAACGAUGGACAUUGACAAAGAAUUGAGCGCGUUGGGCCUCUGCAAGCGGGUCAGGGAAACCGAAGAUGAGUGGUCUGACGGCGAUAGUGUAGUCAGUGACAAGAGCAAAAGAUCAAGCAUACUGCCACCAGCAUACAGGAGAGCAGGCAUCUCAAUGGACUUGGCAACUCAAAGAGCGAAUGAAUUCCUGCUCUCCGGUAAAGAAGCUCUAGAGAAAGCAGGAAAUAUGAAGAAGGAGUGUAAGAGCGAGGUACAUGACUGUCUUCAAGGCUUGUAUGAGACUGUGCUGUCGCUGUCUGACUCACGCUCUAGACACCGGCUUGCGGUGGAACAAGAAAGAUCUCGGGCGGCUAAGGAGCUAGUACGAAUCGAACGGGCCCAUAACAAACAAUUGACUGAAAUCCAAAAUUUACAAUUUAGUAAAGUCGUGGAGGCCUAUGAGGCUAUUAAAAGCACAGGUAAGGGCGUUGAGGCGAUACGAACUUGGCUGUGCUACGAGAUGGACGAACCAAUAAAGGCGAUAAGUAAAAUUCAAUUGGAGGUUCACGGAUUGAUUACCAAAACGCAGUCAACAACAAUAAGUGAAAAACCUUCUGCCCACUCUGAAAAAUGCACAGAAAAUUUCACAUUACUCCUAUCGAAAAUAGCAGAAUUAAAUCGGAAUAUUACUAGCCUUAGUCAAGAGGUAGAGAAAAUAACAAAUAGAAAUACAGACAUGGAGAUCAAAAUACCGACCCCAGAGCAUAUCAUUUCACAGACAGAUCCAAGAUUGGAACAGAUAAUUGCACAUAUCCAAGAGACUAAAGAAAUUAUACAAACUUAUAAAUCCACAAAUACACCUAAGGAAGAGACACAAAAAGAAGAUAUAGAAAACAUAAUCCAACCUGUCACGAGUUUGAUAAAAAAUGUAUUAAAUGAAAUAAGCGAUCUAAAGGACUGUAAUACAACACAAAUGGCAUUCCAAGGGAAUACUGGACUUGGAACUGAACUCGCGAUUACAGAAAUUAAAGAUAAGAUUAAUGAAUUACAAAAUAUCCACAAGUUCAAUAUUCCUACAGUAGAAGCAAACAAUCAAACAAUUCAGACUGAGCCAGCGAGGAGACCUACCCAAAGUAAUACAAAAUCCUAUGCAGAAGUUACUAGUACUCCUCGUUAUGCUAUGAUUGUUGAAUCCAUUGAUCCACGCUCGACAUGUGAAGACAUUUUAAAACAAGUAAAAAAGGAUGUUGAUCCUGUGGAACUGGGAAUACGAGUAAACAAAAUAGCCAAACUAAAAAAUCAGCGAGUGGUGAUCAACUGUGAUUCCCAACAGGACAGACAUCUUUUAAAAACAGCCAUCCGAGAUACCUGUGACAGAUUAACAGUAUCGACGCCAGCAACCAAAAAUCCCCAAUUGCGACUGGUAGGUGUCAUAAAUGACCUUGAUGAUGUGAAACUUGCCAAAGCAAUUACAAGUCAAAAUCGUAGCUUAAUAGAAGGAUUAACAGAGGACCAAAAAGCCGUUAAGGUCAUACGUAGGGCUAAGGGAAGAACUAGAGAAGUGAUUAAUGUCAUACUUGAGGUUUCACCUCAAAUAUGGAACAACUUGAAAAACCAAAAGUUGCGAAUAGGCUAUCAAGUUGUCUCAUGUGUUGACCAAUCACCAUUGACACAAUGUUACAAGUGUCUGAGCUUUAACCACAAAGCUAAAGAUUGUCGCAAUAGUCUUUGUUGUGGAUACUGUGCUGAGGGGCAUGACACAAGAGAAUGCCAAAACCGAAACAGUGUUCCCAAAUGUUGCAAUUGCAUAAAAGCAAAACGAAAUGAUAUUUUGCACCCAGCAUACAGUCCAGAAUGCCAAGAAUGGCAGAAAUGGGACAGUAUUGCAAGAUCGUCUGUUUCAUACUGCUAA
Messenger RNA from Parnassius mnemosyne (clouded apollo), 2193 nucleotides. Lineage: Eukaryota; Metazoa; Arthropoda; Insecta; Lepidoptera; Papilionidae. The record is from the annotation of a GenBank genome assembly.